Molecule: messenger RNA, 5186 nt
Organism: Polypterus senegalus (gray bichir)
Lineage: Eukaryota; Metazoa; Chordata; Cladistia; Polypteriformes; Polypteridae
Gene: itih5
Product: inter-alpha-trypsin inhibitor heavy chain 5
Exons: 14
Coding region: 212-3067 (951 amino acids)
Biological process (GO): hyaluronan metabolic process
Molecular function (GO): serine-type endopeptidase inhibitor activity
Source: RefSeq, a predicted model, not a curated record
CUCGGACUCCUUAGAAGUGGGCGGACACUUGGAAGAAAAUUCUCAGCCUCCGUAGAGCAGCUGCACACUCGGGCGGCACGGAGCCGCUUAAAGACGCUCUUUCUUUGUGGUGACUUUAGGUGCUGUUUACAUUACCCCCCAGACUCACACAUAUACAAAUUAACAUAUCGAAAUAUCCAGCACCUAUGUAAUAGUUGCAUCUAGUGCAGCCAUGCGAACGGCUUACUUCUUACUCUGUUUAUGCGCGUCCGUCUCUGGUCAGGAUCUGGAAACACCGCAGUAUGAUGCCAUCGAGGAGAAAGUGGACUUGAAAGCACAAGAUGCUGACCGUCGAUCUUCAAGGCAGGUUAACCCUUCUCAGAAGCUGGAGACUAGACCUCACAUUACAGAUUUCACAGUGAAAACAACAAUUAUUUCCCGAUAUGCUUUCACUGCAGUUUCAUGUAGUAUGAUCAACCGAGUGUCAGCUGCUAAGGAAGGUGUUUUCCAAGUUCAGAUUCCAUCUUCAGCUUUCAUCUCCAACUUUACCAUGAUUAUUGCAGGACGAGUUGUUCCUGGCACAGUACAGGCAAAGGAAAAAAAAAUCAUUGAUCCCACCCAGGAAGCCAAGAAAUUGAGGAAUGCGACUAAAGCAAGCAGUAGUGAAAAUGAAAUGGAGACAUUUCGAAUGGCGGUUAACAUCCCAGGGAAGAACAAGGCGACAUUUCUUUUGAUCUAUGAGGAACUUCUACAGAGACGCCUGGGAAAAUAUGAACUUGUAACGAGCAUUCGUCCACUGCAGCUAGUUAGCAAACUGUUAGUAGAUGUUAACAUUUUGGAGCUUUCUGAGAUAACGUACCUUGAAGUGCCUCCAUUGCGGAAUGCAAGAAAUAAUGGCUUAGGAGCCACAACAAAACCCAACAACCAGGUCACAAUUCCACCAUCAACUACUAUCAAGCAGGAUAAGACCACCUGUAGAAUUACCUUCAGUCCUAACAUUGUACAGCAGGCCAAGAUAGCACGCAAUGGCAUUCUGGGUGAUUUCAUUAUACGUUAUGAUGUGGAAAGAGAGUUAGGAGUAGGACAGAUUCAGGUGUUAAAUGGAUUCUUUGUGCACUACUUUGCACCAAAAGAUCUCCCAGCUGUUCCCAAGAAUAUCGUCUUCAUUAUUGACACCAGUGCUUCAAUGGCGGGAACUAAGAUGAAACAGACUAAAGAAGCCCUUUUCACCAUCCUAAAAGACCUACGACCUCAAGACCAUUUUAACAUUGUCAGCUUUUCAAACCGCAUUAAAGUAUGGCAUCAAGGGAAGCUGGUACCUGUAUCACCAGAUAAUAUCCGGGAUGCAAAAAAAUUCAUUUAUCUCUUAAACCCCACUGGAGGAACAAAUAUAAAUGGAGGCAUUCAGACAGGAACUGCUUUAUUAAGCGACUACAAUGCCCAAGUGAAGGAUGCUCAAAAGAGAGUUUCCUUGAUCAUUUUUCUGACUGACGGACGUCCCACUGUGGGAGAAAUUCUGUCUCCCAAAAUAGUUAACAACACCAAGCUUGCUGUUCAAGAGAAAAUCUGUGUGUUUAGCAUUGGCAUUGGCAAUGAUGUGGAUUACAGACUACUGGAACACUUGUCUUUAGAAAACUGUGGCAUGGUGCGAAGGAUUCAUGAAGAAGCGGACGCAAAAACAAUGCUCAAAGGAUUUUACGAUGAAAUUGGCACUCCUCUUCUUUCGGAUAUUCACAUACACUAUACAGAUGACAUGGUCGAUUAUGUAACCCAAAACCUUUUUAUCAACUACUUUAAUGGAUCAGAAAUUGUCAUUGCUGGAAGAUUAUCAAAUCCAGACGCAGACACUCUGCAUGUCCAGGUAACUGCCAGCAACAGUGACAAGAGCAUUGUGUUGGAGUCUAAUGUACCUCUGAAAAACAAAGAAAAAGAAGUGCAGAAAACUGUUGCCAGCUUGGAAAAGGUAAAUGAAGAAAACAACUACAUUGAACGACUUUGGGGAUACCUAAGUGUUAAGGAGCUCCUGAAGUCUAGAAUGAGGAGCACAACCAGCAAGCAACGCGAAUACCUUUCAGACAAAGCAAAGAACCUGUCCGUUAAAUACAACUUUGUAACCCCGCUGAGCACCAUGGUAAUAGAGCUGCCUGACAUCCAAAUGGACAGACCCAAUGCCGAUGAGGCAAACCUGAAUGACCACGAUUAUGGUGGAAAACCGCAGAGUUUGCAUAGGAACGAAAAACAACCAGAUGCUGUUGUUAAAAAUAAAGAAGACAAGAUUGUAACUUUUUCAAAAACUUCAGCUGAUGGAGACCCACACUUUGUUGUUGACUUCCCAUUGAGCAAGAUGGCUGUAUGCUUUAACAUCAAUGGUGAGCCAGGCGAUGUUAUCAGACUGGUAUCUGACCACACAACUUCAGGAAUCACAGUCAAUGGAAAAUUAAUUGGAGCGCCUGCACCAGUUAAUAGUCAUAAGAAGCAGCGGACCUAUUUUAGCACAAUAACAAUCAUGGUGAAUAAGCCCAAGCGGUCUUACAUUGAAAUCACUCCUCAAAAAGUUAUCUUGGAUGGCAAAGACCGAGUCAUUCUUCGAUGCGAUAAGACCGUCACGGUGGACAGUGGUGACUUGUCCGUGUCAGUGGUAGAGAAGUCCAAUGUAACAGUGACAAUAUGGGGAACCGUCUCUUUUGUAAUCCUUAUUCAUCAGUAUAAAAACCCAGCCUUUUACCAGAGAGACCACCUUGGCUUUUACAUAUCAAACAGCAAGGGCUUGUCCAACAAUUCGCAUGGACUACUAGGGCAGUUCAUCUACCAGGACGUUAGUGUCAGUGAAGUGCAACUAAGUAAGACCCAGCAAAAUGGAACAAUUCCCGUCAAUGAUCUUCCAAGUUUCAGUGCUACCUUGAAUCUGAAGGAUCGGCGAAUACCAGUGAUAAAGAAACAGAGGAAGAUAUACAGCGGGAAGCAUCAGGUGGACUGCUGGUUUGUGAAGAACAAUGCAGGCAAGCUCAUCGACGGAACGUACAAAGACUACGUGGUAGCACACUUGUUUGACACGGGCAUGGGGCCAGACGGAUCCAAUGAAGCCUAAUGUCUGAUGCAUAUUACAAAAAGGAAAAAGGAUGUCUACUGCCCGAGAAAUCUUCAAAGAUGCCGAAAUGUAACAUUUCAGAGCAUUACGCUCUCCCUGAUUAUUUGUUUUAUAUUUCAAUGGUUAGCAUAACUUUUAAAGUCCCACAGGCAAACAAUAAGAUCAAAGUGAAAUUUGAAAGGACUUUUGUUUUGUUUUUUUAAAUCAUACGCUAGUAUGUUCACUCAUGCUACAUUCACAUGCUCUGGGAAAUACAAGCUUCCCAGUGGAAAAAAUUUACAAGGGCAAUUCUAAAAGUAAAGGAAAUGUAUUUUUUUUUAGACAAAUAUAUGUGAUACUGACAUAACUAUUGCAUUACACUGGUUUUCAACAUACUGUAGUCUCCCUGGUCUUCCACACACUUUGCGGUACAUAAAACAAGCUUCUUACUUACAUCACAGAAGAUGGUUUCUGGUCGGUCCCAAAGCCGAGUGUGCACAGCUUGUUUGACGUCUUCAUUAUUUAUGUCCUCAGCGGUGCCUUUAAAGCCGUACCUCUCGAGUUUGUCGUCUGAAUUUGCCGACUUGUGCCUUAAAACUGAUUACGCACCUCAUUCCAAUACAUAAACAGAGGCCAAGCCAGAGAUGGCAUUUGACAGCUGUGCUGUAUUUGGGUACAAAUAUGUGCUUAAUGAACUCAGACUGGAAAUGCAUGUGAAGAGAAGUGACGUUGUAACUGGCAGCUCUGCAAAUACAAGUAGAAUUAGAUCGUGCAUUUUAGCAAAUUAGGUUUAUUUUUGCAAAAGACUUGUUCCUCAUUGAUCCACAUUAACAUACUACUCUUUUUUUUAAUUCUAUAAAAACCUAAAUCUGUAGCAGAAAUACACCUCGGCCCUGAAGACUAAAAGAAACUCCAUGUAGACUGGUGGCGUGUCGUUCUUCUGACAUUUGCUCUCACUAGCAUUGAGCACCAGAAGCCACGAGACAGCCUGACUGCAGGUGCUUUUCUAUUACAGGCAUAAAGAAGGUGAUAUGUGGACAUUGACAAUAUUAAACAUAAUAAUGGUUAUCAGAAUCCUUACCGCAUUCAAAAGGUAAUAAACAAAAUUACUGGGUGUUUCGUUUUGCUGUUUUUACGCUCUAGUUUUAGUUGCAUUUUCUUUCUCCAGUGUUUUCAUGCUGCACAGGAUGUUUGUUUCUAAAAUCUUCUUUUAUUCAUUCAUGUAUGUGCCACACGUCAAGUCGUGUUGAACACGGUCAUCACCUCAAACUGUAAAAUGCCUGCCCAUGGGCUGUGGUUCAGUGAACUUGUCAUGCCAUUUUGAAAAAAAAAAAGCAAUUAUGGCACAAUAAUCAAAAUGAGUAUUUAAAAAAACAAAGCAAUCUUCAACUACAGCCCUGUUGUCUGCAUGUCCACGUUGGCUGACUGCUGUGUCACAUCCAGAGCAGACACCAGGUGAGCCAGCAGAAAUAAAACACAGCCCGGCUUAGCCCGAGUCCAGGGAGCCUGCUGAAAGCCUCCAUUACUGAAGUUCGCUCGCCCAGAGCAGGAGAGUUUUCAAGGGAGCUGUUAUUGUUAAAGGCACAUGGCAUGCAGUACUGUAUUAUCAUCAUCAUCUGUUCAGAUUAUUCUUGUCGUUUUUAUAUGCCAAAUACGUUGCAAAACCAUUGUUAGUUUGAGAGGUUAUCAAUAUUGGAAGAGAAAUUCAGGGAAUCUUUUUGGUAAACAUGAUUUUAACCUUUUUAUAGAUGAAGGCAAGCAAGACUAAUAUUUUGUAUUUAAACUGAUACUGUUUAACUUUAUUGAUAUUUUUAUACCACCAAAGGCAAAAUGUUACAUUGUAAACGUAUGUAAAUAUUGUUAUAUGAACUACAAUAUAAAUGCCUUACAAUAUUUUAAAAACAUAUUGUUGACUUCUUGAAUUUCACUUAAACGCCACAAUAAAGAGGAGCCACUGUUAAUGCACAUUUUUAUUUUCUUUGUAAUGAAGCAACGAUGAAAAAAAAGGCAAAUUCUGCAACUUGUUGUUCAUCCUCUGGUGCUUUUUUUUUUUUUUUUGAAAUUUAAGAAGCGUGUUUAUAAUUACAGUUCUGUCAAAAGCAAAUUAAGUAAAAUUAUAGGGGAGUUUAUUACACUUAAA